AAAACACCCAAAUUAAAAAGUUAUAGUUGAAAUUCAGUCAUAAUUUCUACAGUUGAAUAAACGAAGUAAUUGCUAUCCUUUGUCUGUUCUAAGUGUGAACUGUUCAGAUGCCUGUUAUUGCCUAAAAAGUUUGGAAGUUAAGGUGACUUGACAACUGAAUUAUGGAUUAAAGAGAUGUUAGUCAUCUCAUAAUAAACAUUGAUUGUCAGAGUAAUAUGGGAAUUCUUCAUGGUGUUUGACACCACAUAAGAAAAUUAAAAUGGUUAUGUCGGAUUCAGAUUUCCGACAAAGAAUAGCCCAGUUAGAAGAAAAGCUGCAGGAUCAUAAUUCAGAAUUGAAUUGUGAUGGACUUUUGGAUGGUUUAUACUGCAUUGUAGCAGAUUUAGAUAAUCCUACUAUAAGAAGAAAUAAGAAUGUUGAGAAUUUUCUCAAUAAGUAUUCAAAGGCUGUGGAGUUUCUUAAAGAAAAGAGAGUUCGAGCUGAGGAUUUUCAGAAAAUUAAAGUAAUAGGAAGGGGAGCAUUUGGAGAAGUACAAUUGGUUCGGCAUAUCUCAACUCGGAAAGUUUAUGCUAUGAAGUUAUUGAAUAAGUAUGAAAUGAUUAAGAGAUCUGAUUCAGCUUUUUUCUGGGAAGAAAGAGAGAUUAUGUCUAAUGCUAAUAGUGAAUGGAUUGUGCAGUUACAUUUUGCAUUUCAAAAUAUGCGCCAUCUUUAUAUGGUCAUGGACUAUAUGCCUGGUGGUGAUUUAGUCAAUUUGAUGAGUAACUAUGAUGUACCUGAAAAAUGGGCUAAAUUCUACUGUGCUGAAGUCGUCUUGGCAUUAGAUGCCAUUCAUACCAUGGGAUUUAUACAUAGAGAUGUCAAACCAGACAAUAUGUUACUAGAUGCCAAUGGUCAUUUAAAGUUAGCUGAUUUUGGUACCUGUAUGAGAAUGGAUUCUGAUGGUCUAGUACGCUCUGAUACAGCUGUUGGUACACCAGAUUAUAUUUCACCAGAAGUAUUAAAAUCACAGGGCGGUGAAGGUGUUUACGGCAGAGAAUGUGAUUGGUGGUCGGUUGGUGUGUUUUUAUAUGAAAUGCUUGUGGGUGACACGCCAUUCUAUGCUGAUUCUCUGGUAGGAACGUAUGGUAAAAUUAUGGAUCAUAAACAUUCUCUACAAUUUCCUACUGAUAUAGAAGUAUCUGAAGAAGCUAAAAGUCUCAUAUGUGCCUUCCUUACUGAAAGAACAGAGAGAUUGGGUAGAAAUGGUGUUCAUGAGAUUAAAAGACAUAAUUUCUUUAAUACAGAUCAAUGGACGUGGUCUGACAUUAGAAAGAGUGUACCACCAGUCGUGCCUGAAUUAAGUAGUGAUAUAGAUACUAGUAAUUUUGAUGAUAUUGAAAAAGACGACAAUGUUAAUGAAACAUUUCAACCUCCCAAAGCUUUUGCUGGAAAUCAUCUCCCUUUUGUUGGUUUUACUUAUAACAAAGAGUAUCAAUUAUUAUCUGGUCCCAGAAAUAAUUCAAAGGAAGAAACUCUUGUUAAGAAGGCAUUAAAUCAUAGAAUACUACGAUAUGACUACAAACAGUAUACAUGUCUGAAUCAUGCAGAGUCAAAUGUCCUACUUUUUAAAACAAAAAUGACUCAUAUUUUUUACAUUUCCAAACAAGAUUUAGAUCUAUUAACCAAACAAGAAGUAGAAUUAAAACAAAUGUGUACUCAAUUAGAAAAGAAUGUAGCUAUGAUUAAACAUAAUCUAAAAGAGGCUCAAAGAAAAUUAGAUGCUGAAGUGACUAGUAAGAAGAAAUUAGAGCAGUCAUUAAAAGAAACAGAGAGAUUAUUAGAAAGUGAAAAAAAUGUUCGAUUACAAAUCUCUUCCAACAAUCAACAUAAUGAUAUGAAAGCUUCAAAUCUAGAGAAAACAGUUAAUGAUAUUAAUCAGAAGUUAGCAGUAGAAACUGAAAAUGCUAAUAGAUAUAAAAAAUCUUGUACAGAUCUUCAACAGAGAUUAGCUAUAGCCGAUAAUCACAUAGCAGAAUUAAACGCUAAAUAUAGUGAUAUGUUAUCAACUAAACAGAAUUUAGAUAUAGAUAUAGUACAUUUACAAAAUACACUAGAAAUAGAACGUAAUAAUCUGAAUGAAGAACAUCGUGUUUCCACAGAAUUACAAGAGAAAAUACGACAAUUACAAGAUGAAAAACAACAGUUAUUAGAGAAAGAGAAGAAAUAUUUAAAUGAUAUUCAAACAUUUCAACAAAAUAUAAUAAAGUUAGAAAAGAGUCGUGUGAGUACAGAGUUAGAAAGAGAUAAUUAUAAGAAAAGAUUAGAAAGUGAAAUACAGGUACAUACUGAUAUAAAAGAACGUUACCAAGCUGAUCAGAGAAGAAUGGUAACAUCAAACGAAACUGCUAAUGUAGAAUCUAUCAAAGAAAUCUCAACUAAAUUAGAAAAAGAGAAGACAUCUAGAUUAAAAGUGGAAAGUAAAUUAUUAGAAACAGAAAAACAAAUGAGUGCAAUAAAAUUAGAUCUAGGUCAAUCUCAGUCUCAAUUACAAAGUGUUCAGUCACAAUUACAUUCAGAAACAGAGAAGUGUAAAAAUCUAGCUUUACAAGUAGAACAGGAAGUACAAAGACGUAAUUUAAUGCAAGGUGAUUUAAAGAAUCAGUAUGUGGAUAUCAAUAAAGCUAAGGCCAAAGAGAAAUCACUAGAUAAAGAACUACAUGAUUUAAAACAUGAAAAGAAGUUAUUAGAAGAGGAAUUAAAGAAAGUGAAAGAGGAAUAUUCAUCAGUUGAUUUUCAAUUACGAGAUGCUCAAGAACAGUUGGAAGCUGAAUCAUACUUUUCUUCUUUAUACAAGACUCAAGUUAAAGAAUUGAAAGAUGAAGUAGAGCUCAGUGAUAAAAAGAUUACAGAUCUGACCUCAGAUAAAACUCAUAUUACUGAGGAGAAAGAAUCAUUAUGUGCUCAGUUACAACUAGCAUUAGCUAAAGCUGAUUCUGAACAACUAGCUAGACAGAUAGCUGAAGAUCAGUUAUUAGAUGUAGAAAAAGAAAAAACUAUCUUAGAACUAGAAGUUAAAGACCUGAUGAAUCAGCAUAGAAGUGACAUGAAUAAAACAGAAAAUCUCAAAUCAUCAUUGGAUGAUUCUAAGAGAAAUAUGAAUGAUACCAUAGAUCAUCUAACAACAGUUAAUGAAGAUUUAAGUGAUAGAAUUAAAGAAUUAUCAGAGGCCCAGAAUAGCUCUCUAGCUGGGGAGGUAGACAAAUUAAAGAAAGAUUUAGAAACAGAGAGAAUUAAGAAAACACAGGCUGUAAAUAAACUAGCAGAAAUUAUGAAUAAAAAAGAAUUUCGUAGUAGUGGUAAAAAGAAAGGGGGUAAUGAUGCUGAUUUAAAGAAAAAAGAAAAAGAAAAUAGAAGAUUACAGCAAGAAUUAACAAUGGAAAAAGAAAAAUACAAGAAAAUGAGUGAAAAAUUACAAAGAGAAAUAUUGGAAGGUCAACAGACAGUAUAUGAAGAAACUCUAAGUCGUCAGAAAUUACAGAUGGAGAUUGAUGCUAAAGAUGCUGAAUUAGAACAACUUCGUCAAAAAUUAGCUUUUAAUAAUUCUGAUACAGCUUCUGUUAAUAGUGGUAGUAAUCUAGAUGAAACAAUUGUGGAAAAUACAGAUCAUAUGGAAGGAUGGUUAGGUGUACCUACUCGACAUGUUAAACAGAAAUAUGGAUGGCAGAAACAAUAUGUUGUUGUUAGUAGUCGUAAAGUAUUAUUUUAUAAUAAUGAAACAGAUAAAGUACAAUCCAGUCCAGUUUUAGUAUUAGACAUUGAUAAACUAUUUCAUGUGAGAUCAGUUACACAAGGAGAUGUUUAUAGAGCUGAAGCCAAAGAUAUUCCACGUAUAUUCCAGAUUCUAUACGCAACAGAAGGUGAAAAUAGAAAAAGAGAUGAUAGUAUGAUGGAACAAACUACUCCUGAUAAAUCUGGAACUGUGAUGUUUAAAGGACAUGAAUUUGUUUUAUUACACUUUCGUACACCAACUAAUUGUGAUUCUUGUCAGAGAGCUUUAUGGCAUGUUAUACAUCCACCACCAGCACUGGAAUGUAAACGAUGUCAUAUAAAGGUACAUCAAGACCAUUAUGAUAAGAAAGAAGAUUUUAUAGCUUACUGUAAAGUGAACUAUGAUUCAAGUAUACAAGCUAAAGAAAUGUUAUUAUUAGCUGAGUCGUCUGCUAUACAGAAAAACUGGGUAUCACAUCUUAGUAAGAAAGUUCGACAACAGGGUAUAGUCAGCUCUGGAAACCUUGGGUACGUAUUUGUUUAA
This is a messenger RNA of Lottia gigantea (owl limpet), 4291 nucleotides long. RefSeq lists its product as hypothetical. NCBI's taxonomy places the organism in Eukaryota, Metazoa, Mollusca, Gastropoda, Lottiidae. The transcript has 34 exons. The coding region runs from base 260 to 4291 and encodes 1343 amino acids. Gene Ontology annotation, molecular function: Rho-dependent protein serine/threonine kinase activity; ATP binding; small GTPase binding. Gene Ontology annotation, biological process: cortical actin cytoskeleton organization; embryonic morphogenesis; regulation of cell junction assembly. Gene Ontology annotation, cellular component: cytoskeleton; cytoplasm. The record is from RefSeq and is a predicted model, not a curated record.